Messenger RNA from Chrysoperla carnea, 964 nucleotides. RefSeq names its product N-alpha-acetyltransferase 10 (gene vnc). NCBI's taxonomy places the organism in Eukaryota, Metazoa, Arthropoda, Insecta, Neuroptera, Chrysopidae. The record is from RefSeq and is a predicted model, not a curated record. Gene Ontology annotation, cellular component: NatA complex. Bases 306 to 860 code for a protein of 184 amino acids. The transcript has 2 exons. Gene Ontology annotation, biological process: N-terminal peptidyl-glutamic acid acetylation. Gene Ontology annotation, molecular function: protein-N-terminal-glutamate acetyltransferase activity; protein N-terminal-serine acetyltransferase activity.
AACUUUAAGUUAGUUGCACGGGCGUUAUCGUGUAAAUAGACCCGGCGCUUAUUUAAAAAGAAACAUGUGUGGUGUUAAAAAUAACCAAAUUACAAACAUUUUAUCAUAGUUUCUGAGUGAAUUCAAUGUAGAAAAAAUUUUCGAAGACAUUAAUUUGUUGGUUUGUUAUUUGGAAAUUGUUUCUAUCGAAAUUUAAAUUCGUUCGUGAAUUAAUUGGAGGUAUGCAAGAGGAGGAUACCUCGAAAACAGACGAUAUUAGAAACACACGUAAAGGGAAGAACGUUCGAAAAGAUUAAGCUAUCAAAAUGAAUAUCCGUUGUGCAAAACCCGAAGAUUUAAUGAACAUGCAGCAUUGUAAUCUGCUAUGUUUACCAGAAAACUAUCAAAUGAAAUAUUAUUUUUAUCAUGGACUCUCAUGGCCACAAUUGAGUUACGUGGCCGAAGAUGAAAAAGGGAAAAUUGUUGGAUAUGUUCUAGCCAAAAUGGAAGAAGAUGGUGAAGAAAAACAUGGUCAUAUCACAUCAUUAGCGGUAAAACGAUCACAUCGUCGAUUAGGUUUAGCACAAAAAUUAAUGGAUCAAGCUGCCUUUGCAAUGGUAGAAUGUUUUCAAGCUCAAUAUGUUUCAUUACACGUACGUAAAAGUAAUCGAGCUGCGCUUAAUUUAUACACGAAUUCGUUGAAAUUUAAAAUAUUGGAAAUUGAACCGAAAUAUUAUGCAGACGGUGAAGAUGCGUAUUCAAUGAGACGGGAUCUUACUGAGUUCGGUAAAAAAGAUAAUUUGGGUGUUAUAUCACAAACAGAACUUGGCUAUGAAGCAAAAGAUGCUAAUUCAUCAAAAAAAGAGAUUAAAGUAGCAUAAAAUUCAGCUUUUGUGCUUUAAUAUAUUAUGAUAUAACGUAUAUUGUUUUUUUUUUUUUUUAAUUUUAUGUAAUCUUAUAACAAUAAAUUUCAUAAUUUAAGGUC